Molecule: messenger RNA, 1728 nt
Organism: Ruditapes philippinarum (Manila clam)
Lineage: Eukaryota; Metazoa; Mollusca; Bivalvia; Venerida; Veneridae
Product: carbohydrate sulfotransferase 11-like
Exons: 3
Coding region: 253-1266 (337 amino acids)
Biological process (GO): carbohydrate biosynthetic process
Cellular component (GO): membrane
Molecular function (GO): sulfotransferase activity
Source: RefSeq, a predicted model, not a curated record
UUGAAUUUUAUAUUUGUAUAAUUUGUAUGUUUAUCUCAACACUUUCAACGUACAUCAGCUUAAGACGUUGACUGUUAUAUAUACAUUGUAUAUAUUGAUGAAAGUUUCUGCUAAGUUUAAAUAUAGUGACGAUAUAAUGAAACAGACUAGAAAUGUUGAUUCAGUACAGUUGAUUAUUGAAUUAUUGAUUUUUAUAAUUGCAAAGUUUAGAUUUCUUGUAACGUUUGUUUGAUUUAAAUUCUGUUGAAUGCUAUGGAUCUAUCAAAACGCUUUAAAAUACCAUAUGCAGGACCUAUACUAUAUCCGAUUAGGCGAAAACGACUUUGGACUAUUUUUCUAAGUAUUUCUUUCGUGGUCGUAAUAUUAAAUGCAGCUCUGCUGGUCAUAUUCAAUGGAGAGCUUUUGAGAGGGAACUCAGAGGGUCAAGUUUUACAUAUGGCUACUCGCAUGAAAGUACUUUAUCAAAGGUGUAUAGGAAUCAAACAAGACGACGUUAAAGAGAAUCGCAAAUCAUUGUUUAAAAAUAUAAUUGUCAACGACAAGUACAAAAUAAUGUUCUGCUAUGUCCCAAAGGUGGCAUGUACUAAUUUCUUACGUUUAUUGAUUUGGUUAAAUAACACAAAUAACGUCUUUAAUACGGAGCUGAUAAAAACACCCAACGUUCACAUCUUAAAAAAGAGUCUGCCUAGUUUAGGUAUGUUUGAACCUCAAGAAAUAAAACAUCGUUUAAAGCAUUAUAGAAAAGUUAUUUUCGUUCGCGACCCAUUAGUUCGUCUUAUUUCAGCUUUUAGAAAUAAGUUUAUUGAAACAAAAAAUACAUAUUUCAUGUCACGAUACGGAAAAGCAAUAAUACAGAGAGCUAAAAAUGGCUCUCUUAAAGAUAUUCCAGAAAUAGGUACAAUAACAUUUUCUGAGUUUUUAAUAUACUUGGCAGAUAAAACAACUAUCAGGCAAGGAUAUGAAGAUCAUUGGAAACCAUUCAAAGAUAUUUGUCACCCGUGCUACAUAAAAUAUGAUUUCAUUGGAAAAUAUGAAUCAAUCGAAGAGGAUGUCGGAUAUCUUUUAAAAAUGCUAAAUGUUCAGAACAGAUUCAAAUUUCCUGAACGAGAAAAGCAUUAUAACCAUACAGAAUCGGCACAUAUGAUUUCUUCCUUUUUCAAAGACGUUGAUCCAGAUAUAUUCAGCAAACUUAUCAAAGUAUACGCGGACGAUUAUGCUUUAUUUAAUUACAGCAUCCCGUCCUUCUCCGUUAUCACUAGUACCUAGUAUUUUUACGUAUAUGUCAUUUUAUCAUCUGAUACAAUUGAUUGAAAAUUGAUGCAAUGGAUGUAUCGACCGUUUCCUUUCCAUGUAUUACUUGUAGAUGAGUGCUUUUCUUUAAUCACUAUGGAAUUAAGUAGAUAUUAUCAUUUUGUCAAAUAAUGUAAAUGCCGGUGCAACUUUACGUUUUCCGGAUAAGUUUCUGACAUGAAAAUGACUAAAAUUAAAAAUGAGUCACGCGAAAUAUGUUAUUACAAUGUGAUGUUAAAUACAUUCUUGUGAACAAGUAAUUCAUUAGUUGAAAAUAAAUUUUGUUUAUCGUAUUACUGCAGAUUAUAGCGGGUUGCCUGAAGCUAGUAAGUGUUUAAAAUAAGUUCAUUUUUUAAAAUUUAAAUCCAUUUACAAAUGCAAAUGUCUAUUUAUACAAGUUUAUUUUAUACUUAAAGAUUAAACAGCAAUGGAGGUUUU